Exophiala bonariae is the source of this 2007-nucleotide messenger RNA. RefSeq lists its product as uncharacterized. Gene Ontology annotation, biological process: peptidyl-serine phosphorylation; intracellular signal transduction. The record is from RefSeq and is a predicted model, not a curated record. The transcript is spliced from 3 exons. Gene Ontology annotation, molecular function: ATP binding; protein serine/threonine kinase activity. NCBI's taxonomy places the organism in Eukaryota, Fungi, Ascomycota, Eurotiomycetes, Chaetothyriales, Herpotrichiellaceae. The coding region runs from base 1 to 2007 and encodes 668 amino acids.
AUGGACCACGAUACCAAUCGACUACGCCUGAACUUUCAGUUUGACAAUCAACAUAACUUUGAUGCUGCCAAUGCAAGAAUGUAUCCCACCACCCCCUCAACCUUCCCGCAGCCCAUCUAUGGCGGCCAACAACAAGAUCACAUGGGAGGAAUGCUGUCUCCCAACCCUGCCAACAACAAUGGAUACUUCGUGCACCAACAAUACUCCCAGCAACAACCGCCGCCACAGCAACAGCAACAGCACCCCCAUCAGCAAUAUCAACAGCAACAACCACAAGCACAAGCACAACAACAGGCGCAAUAUCAAUAUCAGCAGCAACAGCAGCAGGCAAACCUACAGUCGCCUCAACCCGCCUAUCAAGCCAAUUCCAGGCCGUAUAUGGCUAAUAACAACAACGAUGGCACAAGUGGACUGAUCCAACAGUUUUCCAACCAAGACCUCGGAGCGACCCCGCGGCCCAAUGUCAAUCGGACCCCUUCUCCUGCCAACUCUCGACCACGCACCGCUGGGGACGCUAGACAGGCCCCAAACCCCUACCAGAGCCAUUUGGUACCUCCCAUGCCCAGAGCUGCGCCCAAGCCGGAGGAAGAGGAACAACCAAAUCCACGAAAAUACUCCGACAACAUACUGAAGCGUGGUACAGCCGCAAAACAAUUGGUCAACAGUUUCUUCCAAGAGAACAUUGAGCGAGCUAGGGAUAGAAAUAGUCGUGCAAAGGAGCUGGACCUUAUCUUGAAAGACCCCAAUGUUUCCGAGCUUCAAAAGCAGAAGGAUAUCAACACUCUGGCUCAGAAGGAAGCACGGUUCCUGCGCUUCAUCCGAACAAAAGAAAGCCCACAGAACUUUACCACCAUCAAGGUAAUCGGCAAGGGAGCCUUCGGAGAAGUCAAGCUUGUGCAGCGCAAAUCAGAUGGGAAAAUAUACGCAUUGAAGUCGCUCAUCAAAUCGGAAAUGUUCAAGAAGGACCAAUUGGCUCAUGUACGAGCUGAACGAGAUAUUCUCGCUGACUCCAAGGACAACCCUUGGCUGGUCAAGUUGCACGCUUCCUUUCAAGAUACGGCAUUCCUGUACAUGCUGAUGGAAUUCUUGCCCGGUGGCGAUUUGAUGACUAUGCUAAUCAAGUAUGAAAUCUUUUCGGAAGACAUUACUCGUUUCUACAUGGCUGAGAUUGUCAUGGCGAUCGAGGCUGUGCACAAGUUGGGAUUUCUGCAUCGUGAUAUUAAGCCAGAUAACAUUUUAUUAGAUAGGGGUGGUCAUAUCAAGCUUACUGAUUUUGGCCUAUCAACCGGUGGUCGCAAACAGCAUGAGAACUCAUAUUACCAGGCGCUCCUCAAAUCAAACACAAACGACAAGUCUGGCAACCGGAACUCCAUGGCUCUCAAUGAACAAAUCAACUUGACUGUUAGCAAUCGUGGAUUGGUCAAUACCUGGCGAAAGUCAAGGCGCCACAUGGCUUACUCGACGGUGGGAACACCUGACUAUAUUGCCCCUGAGAUCUUCCUUGGUCAGGGCUAUACCUACCUGUGCGAUUGGUGGUCAGUUGGAGCAAUCAUGUUCGAAUGCCUGGUUGGUUGGCCACCAUUCUGUGCCGAGGAUACCCACGAUACCUAUCGAAAGAUUGUCAAUUGGCGCGAGUCGCUAUAUUUCCCUGAUGAACUUGUAUUGGGCAGAGAUGCUGAAGAUAUGAUCCGAAGUUUCCUGUGUGAUGCAGCAGAUCGGCUUGGGAAGGAAGGUGGUGCUCAUGAUGGUGCCUCUAGUAUCAAGAAACACCCAUUCUUCCGUGGAGUUGUGUGGGAUCAAUUGAGAAAGAUUCGGGCACCAUUUGAGCCUAAACUUUCCUCCAACAUUGAUGUUAGCUACUUCCCCAUCGACGAGAUUCCACAGGAAGACAACAGUGCCAUGCACCGGGCACAUGCCAAACAAGUCCUACCAGAGCAAGACGCCGAAAUGAGCUUGCCGUUUAUUGGAUACACAUACAAGGCAUUCAAUGCUUUCCAAAACUCAUAA